AUGCGGAGGCUGUACGGGCUCGGCGCGCGGAAGGUGGCCUUCAACGGGCUGCCCCUGCUGGGCUGCAUCCCGUCGCAGCGCGUCAAGUCGGCCACCGGGGAGUGCAUAGCCCAGGUGAACAGCUACGCCGUGCAGUUCAACGCCGCCGCCAAGAAGCUGCUCGACGGCAUGAACGCCAAGCUGCCCGGCGCGCAGAUGGCGCUCGCUGACUGCUACUCCGUCGUCAAGGAGCUCAUCAACCACCCUGAGAGAAACGGGUUCACGACGUUCGACACGUCGUGCUGUGGCGUGGACACCAAGGUCGGGGGCCUCUGCCUGCCGGAUUCGACGCCCUGCCGCGACCGCAAGGCGUAUGUGUUCUGGGACGCGUACCACACCUCCGACGCCGCCAAUCGGGUCAUCGCCGACCGCCUCUCGGCCGGCAUGACGACCGCCAGCUCCGGCUCCAGCUCCUCGCGCCGGCGCGCCAGGGCCAGCCGCGGUGCCGGCUCCUUCUCCUUCUCGCCGGGCUUAAAGAUUUAA
Molecule: messenger RNA, 522 nt
Organism: Aegilops tauschii subsp. strangulata
Lineage: Eukaryota; Viridiplantae; Streptophyta; Magnoliopsida; Poales; Poaceae
Product: GDSL esterase/lipase At5g37690-like
Molecular function (GO): hydrolase activity, acting on ester bonds
Source: RefSeq, a predicted model, not a curated record